Syngnathus typhle (broad-nosed pipefish) is the source of this 8111-nucleotide messenger RNA. RefSeq names its product BICRA like chromatin remodeling complex associated protein (gene bicral). The transcript has 11 exons. Gene Ontology annotation, biological process: positive regulation of DNA-templated transcription. Gene Ontology annotation, cellular component: SWI/SNF complex. Lineage: Eukaryota; Metazoa; Chordata; Actinopteri; Syngnathiformes; Syngnathidae. The coding region runs from base 359 to 2452 and encodes 697 amino acids. The record is from RefSeq and is a predicted model, not a curated record.
CAGGCCCGCCCUCUACUGUUGGGAAAAGUUCACCAAUUUCAAUCAGGCGUGGUUUUUCAAUUCAGUGUAUAUUAAUUUCUCUUUUUUUUUUGUCUCUACCAGAUUCCUCCCAUCAUGUCAACUUUUAUUAUGGCACUAGCAGGAUCGUGGAACGGAGGGGAGGGGGGCCGCCGGUGCUGCUGUGCCCUCCUUGAACUUGUUCUUCCAGCGGCGCGCGCGCUAGCCCCCACAGCCCGUGCAGCCAUGGCGAGGAAACCCCGUUGACAAGGCACUGCUUUUUCAUGACGCCCAACCCUUUACUGGAAACAACAAGGGUGUUACAUGACUGGAUCCAUGCAGCCCGACACUAAUCAGUGUCAUGGAUGAUGAGGACGAUCGCCAUCUUCUGGAUAUUUUAGGAGAUGUGGAUGCAUUGAAUGACUAUCUACACGGCAACAACAGCAAGUCCAUUGAAGAGGACGAUGUAGCCAAUGCUGCAUAUGGCUCAGAUGCAUCUUUCUUCUCUGGUGAUGCUUCAAAUACUGGACUCAAAGAUGAUUCCUCCUCAAUGGCGGAGUUUGGAGGUGAUCCGUCUGGAGACAGCCUACAUCUUUCCAGCAGUCUCUCCUUCAUCGAGGACCAGCUGGGGUCUGGGAGUCCUCCUGGAGCUAGCGUCGACCUCGGUGAAGACCAGCCCUUUGACAUCCUCCAGAAAUCCCUGCUGGAGGCUGACAUCACGGAGCAGACGUUGGCACAGGACGCCUUGCUGGAGACGCAGCCCGCACCCACCCUCGUCCAGGCCCCUGCGUCCCUCCCGUCCCAGAAGGUCUCUGGGGGCUACGGAGGGGGUGUGGUCACUACACCGGCUGCGACAUUACCAGCUGGACAAUUCCUUCAAGGCGUGUCCCCACUACCUAACGGUUCCACGCAGCACAUUCAGGUGUUGGGGUCGUUCGGGGCGGGAAGCGGAGUCAUGACGCUGAGUGGUCUGGAGAGAGCUCCUCAGAUUGUGCUGAGGCCAGCAGGCCCCAUCGCCGCUGGGGGCUCUCCGGCUCCAGGCGGGCAGGUGUACGCACCUACCCAAGGGCAUCUCGGUCAAGUGGGCUUUAAGAACAUUCCCCUCCAGAACGUCAUCAUUCAGAGAGGUCCGGGAGGAACCCAGACACUCAUUAGGCCGAUCCAACCUAAACCUCAUCAAGCUGGGGCUCAGACUGUCUUCAGUUUACAGCCCACGGUCUCCCAGUUGGCAAAUGUGACUAACAGUGCUACACCGCAGUACACCGCCAAUGGCUCCAUGGUAGUCGAUCAGCAGCAGGCACAAGCUAACAUACAAGCGGGACAGUUCUUGCUGCCCGCUUCUUUGGCGGUCCACAAUGGCCCCCCUGUGGACCCUGCUGCCCAUACCAAUGCCCACAACGCAGUGCAGAUUGUCGCCGGGCAAAAAUUUACUGCGCAAGCUGGUGGGCAGCUCAUUUUGAAUCAGGGCCCCGCAAGUGGCGGCACGGCUCAAACGUGGACGACCGCUGCAUCCACCACGAGCGCACCGGGACGGCUUGCGCUGGUCAGUCAGGCGCAACCCUUGGGUAGCCCCGUGCAGCGCCUCCUGGUGACGCAAACGGCCAACUGUACGUCGUUGUCCCCCUUAAAUAACGCGGCCACGCCUGCAGAAGAACACAGACAGAAUGCUUCUGGAGCCGCCGUCAAACAAGUGCAGCUCAACGCACAGAAGAGGCCCGCCCCAGCGCCGCUUACCAAAGGAGGAAUGAUUUUACAGCAGCUAAGGGAACAUCACGAGCGGGUGGACAUGCCCGAUCGGCGACACUUUACAUCGUUCAGUGAUGUGCUGCAACGGCUCCUGCCCUACCAUGUGUUUCAAGGCACGCCACCCAGCCAGGAGGAGUUCUCUCAGGUGGAUGAAGAGUUUGAAUCAGUUGCAACGCACGUGUUGAUGAGGACGCAGGCCAUGAUCAAUAAGUACAGACGACUGCUUUUGGCUGAAUCGGAGCAGCAUUCCAGUCCUUCAUCAGAGAUGGUGAUGAUUGACAGGACCUUCAAUCAAGAGGAGCGCAGCUGUCUUACCCAAGACAAGCGCAUGCUGCUUGUCGAUCCAGACGCUUUCUUGGAGGAUUUCUGUUGUGGGCUGAAAUCCAAACGUUUGCAAGAUCCUGUCCCCUCUCCGCCAUCGCCGCCCGCCACGCACUCCGAGGAGCCGGCUUACAGAACAGACUCCCAGCCUGGCUUUGGAGACCCAGGUGGAGGUGGAGGCAGUGGUACUCCACUUCAAGCUUCAUCUGCGGCCAACAAGAACAUCCUUGAGCUGAAGCGAUCCCAGCAGCACUUGGGACAGGAAGGUAACCACUCAUCUUCUGUGGCAUCUGCAGGGGGUCACACAGACCACCAGCCAGCCUCGCCGCUACACCUGGACACAGACUCUGCUCUGGAGGCGGCCGUCAACAGCAUUCUGGAAUGUUAACAAACCAUAAGGAGGUUCGUUCUUGUUUAUUUGUCCAGUUUGUUCUGCUUUUUAUGUAGCACUGUUAUUUUAUUUUGCCAGAUACAUGGGGUCCUCAGUUUACGACUUGACUUUUCUUUCUAGAUAACCUGAAAUUGUCGGAAAGUGUAGUUGUCUAUUACCUACACUAAUCUAUUCAUAGAGUCAGAAUCACCGUAAAUAUUGAAUUAAAAACACAUGUAGGCCAUAAAUAUAAAAUAAUUCUCAUUAUAAACAGUAAAAUCGGCACUAACUGAGUGUGCCUUAUUGUGCUGUGUGACGGCGUUAUUACAUCACUACAAAAACGAAUAAAAUUUUCACCGUGCGUAACCUCGGAAUGUCCCCAUUACAAGUAUAGGAAAAGGUUUGGCUAUAAAUAUAAGUACAGUACGUAAGCGUGCUGGGUGGCGACCAAUUCUUACGCUAUUGCCAACUCAUCAUAAUCGUAACUGCGGUCAAUAUUUGUGUGAAAAACCCUUUUCGGCCAUAAAUGAAAACCAAUACGAUGAACCCCACACACGGCACUUUGUGAGCGUGCCUUAUUGUGCCGCGCGACGCUGUAUUCUUACGCUGCUAUGCAAACUCGUCCGUUACGUGCCAACCAUAACCUCAAAAUGUUAUCAUUACAGAAUGUGUGGAUGGAAACACUUUUAAGUUGUUAGAAAACAAGUGUACAACAGUUAGUACGGUAGUGACUGAGCGUGCCUUCUCGUGCCAUAAUUAUCGUAAUAACUAAUCAUGACCACUUUUUGUUAGGUGUAAAUGCCGUAUGUCAUAAAACGAGGACCCCCCCCCCCGUACUCUGAAGACAGGCACUUCUUAUAAUUACCCACAAUGCUGUGGGAAUGUGCAAUUUAGAGGCUCCACAAUUGUUUUUGGACGGCCAGUUUGCCUCCUCCUCGGCUUUUAUUACGAAGGGUUUACAUGAAGAAUCCUACAUUUCUUUGAUGAAUUGCACUAAAAGCCGUUUACAUGUGACUGCACACAAGCGUCACGUAAGACGCCAUGCCCCCCUCGCUCGCUUUUAUUUGGCAUUUUCUUUGCCCCGCCCCCCUUUCUUUUGUACCUUAAAGGUACGCGAGCCCCUACACAUCAAACACGCAAACUCGCCUAUCAUUUCAAUGUGUUUGCGUUAGGGGGAAGAUUAAUCCUCAGAUUGAGGAUGUUACUUUGUUCAUAUUUUUUUAAACAGUGUUUUUAUUUACUUUGGUUUUAAACUGGAGAGUUUGUCGAUUGUAUGUUUUGUCUUGUUCAGUUUAGUUUUUUUUCUCCAUCAGCAGCACAACCAAAAAAAAGCAUCUUUCAAACGGGACUAUAACUAACUUAAAUUGUCACAUAUUGAAAAUCAAAUGAGUCACACUGAAGAAAUUUAAUCCAGUCCAUUUCUGCCAAAGUUUAAACCUGCAAGUGAGCUUCAACAGCAGAUUGAAGGCCUUUAAAAAAACAAAAAACAUUGUGUACUAGUGUUUAGUGCAUAUGCCUCAUAGCUCCGAGGUUCAGGGUUGAAAUGUAUACAUUUGCAUGUCCUCCUUGGCAUACUCUGGCUUUGUCCCACAUUUCAGAUAAAUGCAGUUUAGGUUAAUUGACGACUGUAAAUGGUCCUUAGUUGUCAAUGGGAAUGAUUGUUGGCUCCAGCUCAUCCGCAUCACUUAGGUGUACUGGCGCUAUAGAAAAUUAAUGAACGGAUAUUCACUCUUCUUCUAUCCGCUUGCUGCGCAUUAAACAAAAUGUCUAAUUAUGGUUCUUAAGUAAGGAUGGAAGGAUUUUUUUCCCCCCGCUUUCUAUCCGUAUUGUCUGACUUGAUCUGUAUAGUUUGUCGUUUUGUAUAAACAAACAAAAAUGAAAAAUAUUUAUAAUUUUUCUAUGGAAGAGGAGGAAAGAAAAGAAUGUUUAAAAAAAAUGAGAAAAUGGCAAUUAUUUUGUAUAAUUUAGACGUCAGUUGGUCAUUGUUGUGUUGCCCACAGCAACAACAAUAAAUUCAUUUUGAAUACAAAUAUGACGGCGAGUCUCUCUUGCUACAUCUGGUCUAGAAAAUAUUAUCCAUCUAAAAAAUGUGCCCGUUCCCUUUUAAAAUUGAUCAAGCUAGCACGCUUGAUGCAUGACGCAACAGCGACACCCUGUGGAGAUUUAAAAUAUCAGGUGGGUGUGAAUUGAAUAAAAUGACUUAAAAUUGACUGUAAGGUGGCAAUUGUGAAUAACAGACAGAAAAAAACGUACACUGCGUAAUUGAAUUUUUUUUAUUUUUCCUCAGUGAAUUAUUUGUAGUUGAUAUAAUGCAUAAUAAUUCUUAAUGGUACUUCCUCCAGCGCUCAUGCUCUAUAAAACAAAACAAUGAAACACUUUAACUCAAAAUGUGACACUGUAAAGAGACAAGUGUUCAUAUGUAUACAUACUAAGAUGAGGGUAAGACCAGACGUAGCUGAGCAUACAAUAUCCGGCCAGCAGCAUGCCAAUGCCGCCCACGCCGCCUUUUCUCACAUCAAUAUACUUCCUGUAGUACCACUGCCAGCCUGUAAGGGGCGCACAGUGCAGAUUAUGAGAGGUACCUUAUGAUGUGGCAGUUGCGAGUAUACAGUAUUUCUAUUUAUAUUUUACCUCUCAGCAUCAUUUCCGCCGCAUCUCCCGGGCAGCGUGGCGUCUUGCAGGCCAGCCACUCAGGAAGCUCCCGCAGUGUCACCUGACCUAGGCUCCGUCCUGCUUAACAAACUUAGAUGAUGUCAGUAUCAUGAUGAUUAUAAGAAUAAAAAACCAAAACAAUUAGGCUUUAUAUUAAUGAUUUUGUAUAAUAGUUAUGAACGGAAGAGCUUGAUUUGUGUUUUUCAAACAAGUUAUGUGGGCCAUUUGAGAUCUUAGCUCAGUUUUAAAUAUUUUUAUAAAAAAUUAAUAAUUUGAAAUUGUAAUUCACAUUUACAUACAACAACAAUUAACUACAUUCAUUUGUACUGCCAUAUACUGACCUGAUGAGUUGCUUUUCCUCAUUUCUAUUGUUGCUGCUGUAUCUACAGUUCUGGACUGAAAGUUCGAAAGGUGUCCUGGCAACACUGAAGUGAAUUCUGUCUGUUGAAAACCAACUUUAGAUGUUUUGAGGUCGGGCAGAAUCGAAGGCUUAUAGGAGGUCGCUUUGGAUCCACUCACAUUAUCUUUAAGCGGAAGUAGAGAGUUUUUGGGUUGUAUAAUGAUAUUCAAACUAGCUGGACUUAAACCUGAUUUAGUGUUCAUUUGAGUAGUUUCAAUGGAAGGCAUGUUGGUCUUGGCCCGGCCCAAUGUGCUGCCAACAUGCUGGACCGUAAUCCUGGGCAUUUCCUUUCCGACGGCCAUUUCUUUUUCUGGGCACUUGAUUUGUUUCCCUUUAGAGGCACUUUGGGGUUUUUGGGACUCUGCAGAUGAUCUGGACUUGGUGCUCGUGGAUCUUGAAGGUACUGUCUCCAGAGUUUGUGGAGCUGAAUCCAUACCUGGAGAGGUUUGGCUGGAUUUUGCCGCUUCUAUUGUGGCACGAAUGCUCUUUUUCUUUGGCUUCACCUGUGGCGACAUAUGUCCACUUUUCCCAGGUGCUUCUGGUGAUGUCUUCUUAUCGAGCUGUGGCGUUUUCGUCCCCUUUAUCUUAAACGAGUCUGCUUCUAGCUGUCCUGGUGGCGAGGACACCGUGGGCUCAUGGUGACUUAAAGCGGGCUUGGCUGCCUUGCAGUAGGGCAAGUGACUCUUUAACCGCUUGAAGGAUUUCCCACAGAACGGACACACCUCUGUAGUUGGGAGGAGAAAAUAAACUGAAUGGAAUUUGAAAAACCGCAUGUUGAUAAUUGCACAUGCUGCUGUCAUAUGCUGAAAUUAGUACAAUUCCCUUUAGGCGCUUUUCAAAAUUACAAUACUCAUGCUACUGUGCAUCCACAAAGUACUUUUGUUUGCUUUUUCCACAUACAGCCUUAUGCCAUACUGGUUUAUAUAUGCCAAUAUGAAUAUUAGCUAUUACUACUAUGAAUAAUACCAAAAUUACUAAAACAAGUAACAUUAGGUCACGUGAUUGUCGUUAUCGAAACUUACCGGGGCUCAUUUUGCAGGUGGUUACGAGAAAAAAAAGAAAGAAUGUAAGUUAUGUUUAAAAAAUACUUCAAAACGCGAAUUCAAAUCAGCACAAGUAGUUCAUGUUACAAAUGCAAAUAACUUAAGCGUCACACGCGGACUUGCGUUCACGGUCAUGUUAUGAUAGGCGAAUGGAAGAAGGACCCAAGUUGCUUUUAGGUGGCCAACCAGAGGCCUAAUCAGAAAUGUGUGGAAUCUUUAUGUAUAAACGCGGUUAGUCAUUUUAGGUACCUCGAUUGAUAGAUUGUAAUUAACUAAAUUAAAUGUGAUCCAUUUAAUUUACGGCUGUGACGCAGUUUUGAUGUAUUAGUCAGGCGCAUUUCCGGUUUGUCGUAAAAAGAAAUCCCCCCCCCCCUUACAACAAAAGUGAAAGUGAACUUUUUACCGCAAGUGGGCGAACUCGAUGAGAAAUAUGUGCAACCAAAUAUUGUAACAUUUCUUUAGAAAAAUGUUUUAUUGAUAAAGAUAAAGAGUGGCAUGAGAGUUGACACAGGGCAAUUAAUUUCCAACAAAAGAUGGCAGAGAACAAGUGUCAGAAACCGAAAAGAAAAAAAAACUAUUGGGAAAACGCAGUGAUUUAAAACAAAAACGUUUCUAGAACCAUUUACAUACAAGAAGAUAAAACUAGGUAUUAUUUACAACAAAAAUGAUUGGGCUAUGUACAACAAAAAGCUUGUCUUUUAAGGGGGGGGGCAACUGGGAAGCUCAGAGAAGACAUUAGUGGUGUUCAGCAAAGAAUACAAACAGUAUGGAGCAUUAAUGGAAAUUAUUUACUGAAUUUUAAAUCAACCCUGAGAGAAGUGUCAGCUCGUGUCUGUUAUUUGGCAACACACUACUGAAUUAGCUAGUAAUAGAAAGCUGUAUAUUUGUUGAUAAGUAAUAUAUCAUUUUGGUACCAUCUUGGUGCCAAGGAACUAAAUUAAAGAGGCCAUAGCCCUGUUUGAUAAAAGAAAGUUCUGCUUUUCCACCAUCUUGUGGUAUACACAAGUAACAGAAAAAUUUAAAAGAGAGCCCAUUCCUUUUGGUCAAAUUUGUUUGGUACGAUGUGAGAUUUUUACAAUGUAAUAUAUGUGCAUUAGCUCAAUAAAGGUCAGGUAACACUGCAAAUUGACUGAGUGUUCCCCCAUCUUUAUCGAGCCAUUGUCAAACGUCACAUAACAAGCCAAACAAAUGUGACAAAAAGCGGAUACACUGGUUUAUUAUGCAUCUGCUGCCAUCAACUGUAAGAGCAUUUAAUUAUUUCACCUGCCAUAGAUAAAUGAACACAGAAUGUUAUUUUAUAAAUAAUUUUUGAAACUGGAUAAUUUUCUGCAUAGCACCUGAUCUCUUAAGGCACACCAGCUGGGAAUCACUGCAGGCACAAAUGCAGAAUUUUAAACAAUAAUUUGGUCUCUGUCAAGGCAUCAGGUUCAGUCAGUUUUUUCCUCGCAGAUUUAUGAGCGAGAAGAUCAAGACCGGGAAGAUACAGGAGAAACGGACUGCUGUUCAUCUACUCACAAAGUAACACGGGGCCUUGGGGUGGGGUAGUGCAACAACUGAUUGAGUUACUUGCCUGAAUUCAGUG